This is a messenger RNA of Saccostrea echinata, 687 nucleotides long. RefSeq names its product lactoylglutathione lyase-like. Gene Ontology annotation, molecular function: lactoylglutathione lyase activity; metal ion binding. Bases 75 to 614 code for a protein of 179 amino acids. The transcript is spliced from 7 exons. The record is from RefSeq and is a predicted model, not a curated record. NCBI's taxonomy places the organism in Eukaryota, Metazoa, Mollusca, Bivalvia, Ostreida, Ostreidae.
AUUAGACAUUUCGUUCACAGUCCAUCUAAAGGAAAAAUUGGAACAGGUUUAUCUGGAUUUCAGUAAAAAACAUAAUGGCCUUGACAGGAUUGUCAGACGAAGAAGUGGCAAAGGCUUGUCAAGAACCAGAUGAAGCAACAAAGGACUUCUUUUUCCAACAAACCAUGAUCCGGGUGAAAGAUCCAAAGAGAUCACUAGAGUUUUACACAAAGGUUAUGGGAAUGAGGUUACUGAAGAAAUUUGAUUUCCCUUCCAUGUCUUUUUCUUUGUAUUUUGUUGGGUAUGAUAAACCUGAGAAUAUUCCCAAGGAUGAGACAGAGAAAACUCGCUAUUGCUUCCAACAAAAAGCCACACUGGAACUUACACAUAACUGGGGGACAGAAAAUGACCCAGAACAGUCCUAUCACAAUGGUAACAGUGACCCCAGAGGAUUUGGUCACCUUGGCAUUGUUGUUCCUGAUGUUGACAAGGCUUGUGAACGAUUUGAGUCCUUGGGAGUGGAAUUUGUGAAGAAACCUAAUGAUGGCAAGAUGAAAGGCCUGGCCUUCAUUAAGGACCCAGAUGGAUACUGGAUUGAGAUUUUAAAUCCAAACAACAUGGCUAUCAUAGUUUAAUAAACAUUGACUUAACCAUCACUACACAAUGCUUCCAGAUUCAGUCCACUUGGAACCUCUGUACCGUACUUAA